AUUUAACCAAAAGUAUAUAUAAAUGGUUACGUUAACUUCCAUAACCUUCAAUUAGUUUCUCCAGAAAGCUGUAAGAAAUUUUUUUUUUCCCUCUGUCUUAAACAGAAUUGUUUUUUGUUCUGUUGUUAUCCGUUUUGCCCAGUAUUUUAAUUCUAUGGGAUUUCCUUUUCAGACAUCACUCCUCCCACAUUCGACAAAGCAUUCAAGAAGCCUCGUUCACUAAUUUUCCCAUUUCCUGGGAAAUUUUCUUUCUCGAAAUUUUCUUUCUCGAAAUUUUCCCAGAAAUUUUUGGCAUCACGUUGGAGUCCAGAAAGAACACACAAACAUGUCGCAGGACGUUAUUUCAUCUCAUGAGCAGCUCUCAAUGAUGUUGGUUCUUACCUGGCAAUGUUUUUGAUUUCUCGACUAAAAGAAACACCAGAAUCCAGAAACUUUCCAUUUAUGGAAACUCUCCCUCCUUAUCGUUAAUUAAUUUCUCUGGAUUCCCUCUUGAUAAGAAAAUCACAAAGAACGAACGGCAUUUGAUCGUAUAAAUGCCCACUUCUCUCCGAUCGACUGCAUUAAGAUAAAACUUAGAACCAAUCUUUGGUUAUUCUGUAUUAUUUGUUUCUUGUUUCACAAGAAAACCUCAGCAAGUAGCUAGCUUUUGAUGCAAGCGUUCAACGAUGAGAUCACAAGCCCUCUCACCGCACAAAUCUUCGAUUUCUGCGAUCCGCAAUUAUUUCAAGAAACCUUUAAUCAAGCUUCUGAAGUGACCUCUGCUUCAAACUGUUGUGGCUAUGUCGAAAACAACAAUAAUAACUUUCCUGACAAAUCCAACAGCGGUUCGAAUCAAGAUCAUGAAGAAAUCAACAAGAAUAAUGACAACGGGGACUUAUCGAUCAUAUUCGACUCACAAGACGAUUUCGACAACGAUAUCACAGCUUCCAUUGAUUUCUCUUCAUCUGUUCAGUUCCCAAUCUCUGAUAAUCAAAUCCAAGAUCAGUUUGAUUUCACCGGAAUUCAACUUCACCAGCCUCCGAACAUUCUCUACUCUGCCUCUUCCGGUGAUCCUCUGCCUCCACCUUUAUCUGUUUUCGAAGAGGAUUGUCUUUCUUCUGUUCCAAGUUACAAUCUUGGCUCCCUAAACCCUACUUCCCCUUCUUGCUCUUUCUUGGGUAAUCCCGGUUUACCAGCUUACAUGGCCGUAACCGGGAAUAUGAUGAACACCGGUUUAGCAAUUGAAAGAUCUGGUUUUUUCUCCGGGAGUAUCCAUUUUGGUUCUGAUUUUAAACCAUCACAUGAUCAACUGAUGGAAAUCCAGGCUGAUAAUGGUGGAUUGUUCUGCCCAGAUUCGGUUAAACCUAUCUUCAAUCCAGGAGAGCAUCAUCUCCAGGCUCUUGACGGUGGCGAGAACCAGAACCACCUAGUGGCAACACCAGUUCUUCCGCAGUUAGGAACAGAUCAGAUAACCGGUUUAGAUGACGCGAAUUUCAACAAAGUUGGUAAACUCUCCGCUGAGCAGAGGAAAGAGAAGAUUCAUAGGUACAUGAAAAAGAGAAACGAGAGGAACUUCAGCAAGAAAAUCAAGUAUGCAUGUAGGAAGACUUUGGCAGAUAGUCGUCCAAGAGUUAGAGGAAGAUUUGCGAAGAACGAUGAAUUUUGUGAACCCAAUAGACAAGCUUCUUCAAGCCAUCAUGAGGAAGAUGAUGAUGAUGUAGGGGUAAAGGAAGAAGAACAAUUGGUUGAUUCUUCGGACAUCUUUUCACACAUAAGUGGUGUGAACUCUUUCAAGUGCAAUUAUCCAAUUCAAUCUUGGAUUUGAGUUGAUUAAUUACAUGGUCUUAAAAUAAAAUAAAAAUAGUAUUUUUAUAGAGGUCUAUUUGUAUAUUUAUUAGUGCAUUUUUUUUUGGCAAUGACUCAUAUAUUCUCGGAAAUAUUUUAGAACAUAAGAAUAGAGAGAGAUGAAUAAUGAGUUUAGGCAGGUCAUGAUGAAUAAAACUGUAGUGAGGAGAGAGGGUUUGUUUAUGUUACAUAGAACAUUACAAAGUUUUGUAGAUAUAAGUUAUAUAACAUGGUAUAGUAUGAUACUAUGAUAUGUCUAUUGUAUUUGAUGGGUUGUAUAAUAAUAGUCAUUUGAAUAUUAUUUAUAAACUUUGGA
Thlaspi arvense is the source of this 2140-nucleotide messenger RNA. NCBI's taxonomy places the organism in Eukaryota, Viridiplantae, Streptophyta, Magnoliopsida, Brassicales, Brassicaceae. The record is from the annotation of a GenBank genome assembly.